Molecule: messenger RNA, 321 nt
Organism: Geodia barretti
Lineage: Eukaryota; Metazoa; Porifera; Demospongiae; Tetractinellida; Geodiidae
Source: the annotation of a GenBank genome assembly
UAGGGUCGACCUGAGUGAUGUAUUUUACUCUAGUACUCAAAAGUGUAAAAAUGUGUGUGUGUUUGGUAUGGGUUAAGAAGAGAAAGGAGGGGGAGAGUUGUGGGGAACGAGGUGUAGUGACAGAGACCAGGGGGGGACUUGUCGGCGUCAUCAAAGCACCGGACCACCAGACAUACACUCAGGCUGUGCAUGGAGUUACAAACCGCAGUGUGCUUCCACAUGCUAUUUGGUGCAUGUUCUACAUUACUGUCGUUACCAAUCCCCAAACCUAACAGCUAGCAAGCCCUGCCCCUCUGCCCUGUUUGUCUGUCAUCUAUCUAA